AUGGGGGUACAAGGUGAUUGCACCACCACAGGGCAACAACGAGUUUUGGAAGAGUUAUAUGCAGGUCAUCCUGUGGAUGGAAGUAGAACCUGUAGAAUCAGCAACGACGAAAACUACGGUAGAAAAGUUAAGAAAAAAAUUUUCUCAACUCAUGGAAUUCCUAAAAAACUGGUAUCAGACAAUGGAUCAGUAUUCACCAGUCAAGAGUUUACCAAUUUUGUAAAGUCGAAUGGAAUAGACCACAUUAAAACAGCACCGUAUCAUCCAUCAAGUAAUGGGCUGGCGGAAAGAGCAGUACAGGUAUUGAAGAAAGGACUGUCCCUAGCAAAACAAGGAACCUUGUCAUAUCGCUUGACACAAGUGUUGUUCAGCUACCGGAUUACACCGCAUUCCAUGACAGGAAUAUCACCUGCGGAAUUAUUAAUGGGUCGCAAAUUACAGUCACGGUUAGAUUUGUUACACCCCAACUUGGAGCAAACAGUACACAAAAAGCAAUGGCAACAGAAACAAUUCUACAAGGGUAACCGGAAUAGUAUGAUAGACCUUUACAACGGGGUGAGAGUCUACGUGCGCAACUACAACAGAGGUCGUCCUUGGGUAGCUGGUGUGGUUCAGUCCAAAAACAGGCCCCCAUCAUACACUAUCAAACUGGAUGAUGGGAGGGUAGUCAAACAACAUUUAGAUCAGAUUCGGAAAACUUUAGAAUCGGAAAGACAUGAAGGAGGUGAAGCAGAAGACCUACUGGCGGAACCAAUACAUCCAAGGGAUAACCCAUGUUCAAGAGCAAUGGUACCGGUAUCGCCGGGAAGACCCGAAGAGUGGGCUGUUGCACCAGACUUACCAGAACAAGAUGGAGUUGACAAACAAAUGGAACAGGACGCCAUGGUAUCAUCGCCGGAGAUCAGUACAGGACCAGAAAACUUAGAGACAUACGUGGAACCAACUACAGCAUCAAAGCUAGGUGCCAGCAAAGGAGCGACUCCAAGCCACCGUUCCAGCAGAAGGAGAAAGGCACCUGACAGACUGAAUUUUUAG
Corticium candelabrum is the source of this 1035-nucleotide messenger RNA. RefSeq lists its product as uncharacterized. Gene Ontology annotation, molecular function: nucleic acid binding. Bases 1 to 1035 code for a protein of 344 amino acids. The transcript is spliced from 2 exons. The record is from RefSeq and is a predicted model, not a curated record. Lineage: Eukaryota; Metazoa; Porifera; Homoscleromorpha; Homosclerophorida; Plakinidae. Gene Ontology annotation, biological process: DNA integration.